Fusarium keratoplasticum is the source of this 1026-nucleotide messenger RNA. RefSeq lists its product as uncharacterized. Gene Ontology annotation, biological process: mitotic cell cycle; mitotic sister chromatid segregation; kinetochore assembly. Bases 1 to 1026 code for a protein of 341 amino acids. Lineage: Eukaryota; Fungi; Ascomycota; Sordariomycetes; Hypocreales; Nectriaceae. The record is from RefSeq and is a predicted model, not a curated record. Gene Ontology annotation, cellular component: nucleus; chromosome, centromeric region. The transcript has 2 exons.
AUGGCAGCUCCAGUGUCUUCAGACUAUGAGCUCCUUACGGAGCACUUUGGCUACCCGCCAGUCUCCCUCCUCGACGACAUCAUCAACACAAUCAAUGUCCUCGCCGACCGCGCCCUUGAUUCAGUCGAGCGUCUUCUUCUCUCCAUUCCUCCACAAUCUCUCGGCUUCUCCGAAAAACAUGCUCCAGCUGGAGAGACACCGCUACCCCCAGAUGAAGCCGCAAAGCUCGAGAUUGAGCAUGGCACGCAUCAGCUCGAGACGUUGCUAAACGCGUCCAUCGACAAGAACUUUGAUCUGUUUGAGCUGUACACCAUGCGCAACAUCCUCACAGUGCGGCCCGACGAUCAGCCAUACAUGCGCCUCGCUCACUACGAGGGCCUCGACUUCGCCGCCCUUGAGGCUCCCGACCGCCCGACCACCGAGUCCAUCACGGCCCUGCGGAGGAGGCUGCACGCCAGCCAGAAGCUGCACGCAGCGCUCGAGGCGGAGCGGGCGCGCAAUGACGCGCUUCUCGCCAAGCUGAGGGCGGCGCUGGGCGUCGUGCCGGGAGGUGUCAAGGCGGAGGAGGGACAGGCUCAGCCCGGGUCGGCGUUUGGAUUCCUCCGUGAUAAAGCCAGUCUGCAAGACGCGGACGCCAAUACGCCCAUUGCUACGACGACCGAGUUUACCCUCUCUCAGUUGCAGGCCCUCCGUGCGCUUUCAACGUCUCUGCGCACGCUUCUUCCUGAUCUUGGACCUGACGACGUGGAUGCUGAUGCUGCCGAUGAGGAUGCUGCAGGCGGUUCAAAGACAUGGAGACGUGAGCGGGUAGAAUAUGUCGAAGGGGCUUCACGCAAGUAUCUCGAAACAGCGAGAGGUCUAGAGCUAGGAGCUCAGGGCGAAGUCCGCGAUGGGGAGUGGCAAGGCGAGGGACGCAAGAUAACACGAGGAGACGUCGAAGGUCUAGAGCAAGUAGUCUCCAUGCUGGGCAACAAUAAGUCGCCAGAGUCAAAAGGCGGCGAUGGGGAACCAAUGGACGAGUCAUGA